AAGAGGAAAAACCCUCGAGUCCAUCGUGAGAUAAUAUAGCCGAAAGAAAAAGGUGAAAUGCUCUCUCUUACCUUCAAAACACCAAAACCUCUCUCUCUCUCUAGAAAAUAAACCACCAAAUAAACAACCCUUGUGGGUUUCUUCUUCUUCUUCAAAGAAAUGGAGUCUCUAGACACGGCUGCUGGUUUCAUGGUUGAUGACCUUUUGGACUUCUGUUCUGAUAUAGGCGAGGGAGAUGAUGACGAAGAACACCAGAACAACAACAAAAAACCCAGAAAGGGACUUCCUUCCCUUAACCCUAAUGCCCUUGCCUCGGCUUCUUUCAACGUUUUGGAACAUACUUUGUUACCUGAAUUUGCAGAGGAAGAACUGGAAUGGUUAUCAAAUAAAGAUGCUUUCCCAGCAGUGGAAACCUGCUUCGGCAUUCUCUCCGAGGAGCCAGGCAGCAUUCCCAAGCACCACAGCCCAGUCUCCGUUCUUGAAAACAGUACCACUAGCAGCACUAGCAUCAGUGGGAAUAGCAGUAAUAGUAGCAUUAUUAUGAGUUACUGUAGCCUUCGCGUGCCUGUCAAGGCUCGCAGCAAGCGUCGCCACAGGCGCCCUCGAGAAAUCCGAGAGCAAGAGCGCUGGUGGAGUCGGGAAAAUUCUACAAGGAGAAAACCAGCUGUGUCAGUAGCAAAAAUGGGGAGAAAAUGUCAGCAUUGUGGUGUUGAAAAGACCCCGCAAUGGCGGGCAGGUCCAGAUGGGCCUAAAACGUUGUGUAAUGCUUGCGGGGUGCGAUACAAGUCUGGUAGGUUGGUGCCUGAGUAUCGGCCUGCGAAUAGUCCGACAUUCUCCAGCAAAUUGCACUCGAAUUCACAUCGGAAGGUUGUGGAGAUGAGGAAGCAGAAGCAGAUGAUGGGGUCACUUGUUGUGAAGCCAAUGGAUAAAGGGUAGGGUGGUGGUUAUUAGUACUUUUUUUUCUUUUUUUCUUUUCUUUUUUGGAGUCAUUUUACUACUAGCAUAGUUAGGGAGUAGGGGAUUUGAUGUAAUGGGAUAGGUGAUUAGUGAUGAUGCUUUGUUUUGAAGGAAAUUUACUAGGGGAAUUUUGACUUUUAGUGUGCUUGGUUGUGUUUUAGAAAUAGAAAGCAAGGUAGUGCUAUAUUUGGUUUUUCUCGUA
Molecule: messenger RNA, 1159 nt
Organism: Populus trichocarpa (black cottonwood)
Lineage: Eukaryota; Viridiplantae; Streptophyta; Magnoliopsida; Malpighiales; Salicaceae
Product: GATA transcription factor 1
Exons: 2
Coding region: 160-936 (258 amino acids)
Biological process (GO): regulation of DNA-templated transcription
Molecular function (GO): sequence-specific DNA binding; zinc ion binding
Source: RefSeq, a predicted model, not a curated record